CAUGAUGCCAACAAACGAAUUCUCAAAUACCAGUCUCGAUGUGGAUUGCAUAAAGCGAGCACGACGGACGACGCGCUCGCCUCUUCGUUUACUUUCCUUUGUUUACAAGUCGAUCGUGAACGAGCACGGUAAAAUCAAAUCGUACGAAGUUAUUGUACUAAAUAGGUUAGGUUAGGAACAGUGAAAUGCUAAGUGCUAGUGUAUCUUCAAAUGUCACCGAUAAACAAUACAGCUGAUAUAACGAGAGUUCGUUGGCAUUGAAAAAAAUAUGGAGUGGUUGAAAGGUCUGGUGGGGCGCAAGGAGCGCACGGAGGGUUCGCAUGCUCUGGACACCGGGGAUGCGCUGGAGUCUGCGCAAGAGCGGCAUGAGCGGUGGCGCAGCGUCUACGUCAUAUACUUCACCAUGUUUCAGAUGUCCCUCGGGUUCAGCAUCGUCCUGACGGGCGUCUGGCCAUACCUAGAUAAGCUACAGCCCGGUUCGAGUAAGGAGGCGCUAGGCUUAGCCGUGGGCGCCAGUCCUCUAGGACAACUAGCGGCCUCACCGCUGCUCGGGCUGUGGGCAAACCGGGCAGGCAGCGCUCGCGCACCCAUGCUGGCGACGCUAGCAUUAUUCGUGUUAGCAUCCACGUUAUACGCACAACUCCAUCUCACUCGACCACACGCGCACCACUGGAUGCUAGCAGCCCGCGCUCUCGUUGGGAUUAGCUCUGCAAACGUCGCAGUGGCGCGAUCGUAUUUGUCGGCCGCCACUCGCGAAAGUGAGCGGACACGCGCCGUGGCGGGGGCGUCGCUGGCGCAGGUGCUCGGCUUCGUGGUGGGGCCGGCGAUGCAGGCCGCCGCCGCGCCGCUCGGCCCCGGCGAGUCGUACCCACCUCCCGGCUCCUACGUCCAGCCCCUGCGCCUCGACAUGUACACCGCUGCUGGCUGGAUCAACGCAAUACUGGGCCUAAUCAACUUUGUACUCUUUUUACCUUUCUGCUUCAAAGAGAAGAAAAUUGCAGCUCGAGAAGCAAUGCUCGCCCAAGGAAAACAAACAGAGAAAGAAGCUUUAAAGGCGAUUAAGCCAGACUACGUGAGCAGCUGGACGCUGGUCGUCGCUUUUUUCGUGCUCGUGUUCAACUUUGUACUGCUGGAAACCCUGGCCACGUCGCUGACCAUGGAUCAGUUCGCGUGGAGCAAGAAACAGGCGCUGGAGUAUAUGGGCGCGCUCAUGAGUGCUGGAGCUCUCGUUGCCUGCGCUGUGUUUGCACUUAUUACGCCGCUCACGAAAAUAUUUGAAGAGAGAGCAUUGUUACUAUGGGGCGGAUUUCUUCUAACGGGUAUGGCCUCCGUGUUCUGCAUUCCGUGGGGCCCGGGACCCCCUCCACUGGCUCCUGAGUCACUGGAGGCAGGCGGCGGGUGUCCGCAAAUUUCACAGCCUUGGUGUGCUACCUCUCGCGGACUCACGCUGACGCAAUUUCUGCUGGGUUACACGUGCGUCUCCAUCGGCUACCCCCUGGGCGUGACGCUCAUUCAGACCAUUUUCUCCAAGGUGCUCGGGCCGCGGCCGCAGGGCGUGUGGAUGGGCGUGCUGACGGGCGCGGGCUGCGUGUCGCGCGCGCUCGGGCCCGUGUUCGUGUCGGCGGUGUACGCGCGGCGCGGGCCCGACGCUACGUUCGCGUCCACGGCCGCGCUCACGUUUGCGGCGCUGGCGGCGCUGCGUUUGGUGUACGCGCGCCUGCGCCCCCCUCCACCGGCGCCCGAGCCCGAUCCUCCGCGAGAGCUAUACCCGCUCACUGCCGCUGUGGACGCCGGAGCAUGACGGGGACGUAUGUUUUCAAACGGUCGAGUUCAUUGAACCUUACAACAAGAAUAUGAUAUAUUUAAGCUAUGUAUAAACGAUUUGUUUAUAGUUUCGUAAUUGUGACACUUAUUUCGUGUGAUAAUCUGUUUUACGUUCAAAUACUUAAAUAUUUUUGUAAACGACCCACUGUGACUGAAAAAAAUUGAAUAAAAAAAGUAAAGAAGCAAAUGAGCCACAAUUUUAUAAAUGUAUUAUAUAGGCAGGUAAUAAACUGUAAUUUAAAAUGUAAAGUUAUUCACUAUAUUAAGUUACUUCAUAUAAAAUGUGUACGACCGUGUUAAUAUAAUCGUUCGUAAAUGGUAAUUGCUAUAUAAUUGGUAUAUUUUAUAUAUAGAGAUAUUUUGAAGGUAGCUGAGCGAUGUCAGGGUAAUUCCACAAUAAUAUGUAAGGGUUAAGAUAAUAUUUAGUGCAAUACGAAAUAUAUCGACGUUGACGACGACGAUGACCGCCGGGCUUGUACAAUUACCUACCACCAGGUAGCUGUAUAAGCGACGACGCACGUCGACAAAACAGUGAUAAGACUGAGUGUUUGUUAGUAGUUCGUUACGAGUAUUAUAUACAUUUUUUUUUUAUAAAAUAGGAAGGCGGACGAGCAUAUGGGCCACCUGAUGGUAAGUGGUCACCAACGCCCUUAGACAUUGGCAUUGUAAGAAAUGUCAACCAUCGCUUACAUAUCCAAUGCGCCACCAACCUUGGGAACUAAGAUUUUAUGUCCCUUGUGCCUGUAAUUACACUGGCUCACUCACCCUUCAAACCGGAACACAACAAUAUCAAGUACUGCUGUUUUGCGGUAGAAUAUCUGAUGAGUGGGUGGUACCUACCCAGACGAGCUUGCACAAAGCCCUACCACCAGUAAACAUACAUUUAGGCCUGCUCCACACUAAACUACUACCUGGACGCUUCCUGCCCGCAAGCGGUAGUAUGUGCCCUGAGAGCCUUUGCAGAAAUGUUCAUAUACGGUGCUAAGUGAAUAUAAUAAUAAUAAUAAAAACAUUUAUUUCGACCAAACAGGGAUCAAAAUAUUACAAUAAUAAUAUUUUACAUAUUAUAUAUUAUUAUUAUAUAGGACAUCAUGGGUAUUUUGGAUAGGUGGCGCGGGAACUAAAGAUAGAAGACUUUACAGGGUCUGGAGAACUAUUCUUACUUUAAGUUUUAUUUGUUUAUUAUUAGAAAUUUUUUUAAUAAAGUCUGUACUUUAUUUAUGUAGAUAAGUAUUCUUAUUCGAUAAAUUAUAAAUAUUUUUAUUAUAAACAUUUUAAAGCAUGUAAACAAAAUAUUAAAAAAAAAAAAAUAGUACAAGUCGAAGUGUUAUUUUUUACUUUUAUAUGAUCGUUUAUAUGUAUUUAUUUAUCAUCGUAUAUC
This is a messenger RNA of Nymphalis io (European peacock), 3205 nucleotides long. RefSeq names its product major facilitator superfamily domain-containing protein 8 (gene Cln7). NCBI's taxonomy places the organism in Eukaryota, Metazoa, Arthropoda, Insecta, Lepidoptera, Nymphalidae. Bases 269 to 1801 code for a protein of 510 amino acids. Gene Ontology annotation, cellular component: lysosomal membrane. Gene Ontology annotation, molecular function: transmembrane transporter activity. The transcript is spliced from 6 exons. Gene Ontology annotation, biological process: transmembrane transport. The record is from RefSeq and is a predicted model, not a curated record.